Photinus pyralis (common eastern firefly) is the source of this 3692-nucleotide messenger RNA. Its product is annotated as rotatin-like. Gene Ontology annotation, cellular component: centriole; centrosome; ciliary basal body. The record is from RefSeq and is a predicted model, not a curated record. The transcript has 14 exons. Gene Ontology annotation, biological process: centriole-centriole cohesion; centriole replication; ciliary basal body organization. Lineage: Eukaryota; Metazoa; Arthropoda; Insecta; Coleoptera; Lampyridae. The coding region runs from base 1176 to 3692 and encodes 838 amino acids.
AUUUUUAAAGUCAUUAUUAAGCGUAUAAAAAGCUCUGAGCAACCCAUAUGAUAUAAAUGAAAAUGAAGCUGUUGUCCUGAACUAUAUACCUAUUUCAUUCUUUCGCUAACUUAUUGUUGAAAGGGAGAGAUAAUAGAAAGGAAUGGUGAAACAGAGAGGGUACAGAAGAGAAAUAGAAUAAUGUGAUGGCCAAAGAAAGAAAGGGAGAAAUAGAGGGGGAUCGCUGGAAGAAUAGAAAAAGUACAAAAGAAAAAAGAUGGAGAAACUGAAAGAUAUGAAGAACAAGUCAGAAAAAUAAAAAUAGAAAAGACCCCCUGGAAGACGAGAAACAUGAGAGAGAAAAACACAAGUGGUAGCCUGGAAGCAGCACCUUUAUUACAAGGUACAGAGUACGCUCAAGUUCAAAAUGUAUUUCGCGCAACGUCUACGCGCGUGAAUUUAGUAUGGCAGUUACUUUGAGUAUACUAAAGAAGAGUAGAGUAAGCGACGUAAUUUAUAUUAUGUCUAUUACAACAUUUAUAUUUUUUCUUAAUAAAGAGAAUUCCUCUGCCUCUGCAAAACUUGUCGCCUGUGAGGUGUACCUAUACACUAUUAUAUCUUCAUCUCUAUCUAUAUAGCCCACGCGAAGAAAAGAACAAGUUUUUUUUUUAAGUUUUGCAGUGAGCGACUAUACCUACUGCUACUGUUUUUAUACUAGACGGCCUGUAAUAUGGAGUUUCCAUACUCCUUUUUACUUCAUCUGUUUUCUUCUCAACAACGUACUUAUAAUUUAUUCUCAUCUUGUACCACAGUCUAGAUUCAAAUCUAGACUGUAGGUGCAACGUACAAAAAGUAAAACAUACAUUUUUACAAUAAAUGACAAGAAUGACAAUUAGCUUGUAAAAUCUUCCCAGUAAAAUGCAAUUUCUCACAGACUUUAUACAAAACUUUGAAUGGUUUGAUAUCGAAAAUCCCGAUGACUUGUGCGUCCUAUUUCUAUUUUGCCACAUAUUUGCAUGGUCAGUUAUCAUUUGGAAACUACAAGAUUAACCAUCCUAGAUGUACAAUUAUGUGAUUCUUAAUAAAGAAUAAAAAGCACUUUCAAAUUUUCCCGCCUUUUUUAAAAUUUACCGUUACGGGAGGAUGGUAAACAAAUUUUUCAAAAACAUAACCCAAUAUUUUUUGAAAAGUAAAACAUGACAGACCGAUUUAUAUCGUCUAUACAUAUUGAAAAAUUAGGCCACAAAUUACAAGAGAUUCGUGAGCGAGCACUGCUUAAUAUCUUAUCGAAAUUGGAUCAUGGAUUUGUUUACGACAAUGAUCUGGCACGCAGUAGAGAAUUAUUGUCCAAACUUUUCCAGUGGUUCGAGUUCAAGCCGUGUUUAUACCAAGAGGAGGUGCUAAAGCUGAUACAACGCAUACUUACGUCAGAUAGUGGUUCAAUUCUAAUAAAUCAUUAUGGCACUAAAACUAUUGUUGACGAAAUUCGACAAAUGCGAUCCAACAUGGAUCGAAAAUUGUACCCGGAUGUCGACAUGCUUUUACAUGCAGUUGAGGAGAACGGAAACGGCGGUGUUCCACCUUUACGCAGUGACCUGCCAUUAAGUUAUCGAAGUGGAGAGGAAGGGUUGGAGAUUCGACCCGCACUUACAGUUGGAUCUACUGCCACAACAAUUGAAGGCAUUAUUCAACACGAUUCCAGUUUGGAACCACAAACUGGCGUGAGCACGAGCAAAAUCAACCAUGUACCUACUCCCGAUGGUCUCUGUAUCAAUUUUACUCUCAAGUGGCAACCAUUAAUCGCAUCUGAUAGACACGUACUGGAAUCGAUCGAGGAUUCCUUGAGAAAUCCAACUGACCCCUCAUCGCUGCUAUAUUCCUGCGAAUUUUUCCUGGACGUUAUGCUACAAGACUUCCCGGCCGAGGUCUUUUUACAGAGACCUUCAAUUGUUUUACUUUUUCUGGACUAUAUGAGGACGUCGGUUUCGUCACGGUUGACGAAUGCGAUAUUAAAUUGUUUUAUUAAACUGACAAAGUGUCUUAAAACUAGAAUUUUCUAUUAUUCUGAUCCGUCAAUGCACAAUAAAAAAGAAAAGAUAACAAUCGAAAUAUUUUCUGGCACAUCAUCACCGUUGAAUGCUCCACCGCAUGUUCACCAUACCUUCGAAGGAGAAGAUGAAACUCUGCUAAAAUCCAAACAGCUGCUACUGCCUCAGUAUUGCUUCACAAUAAUGUUAGCGAUUUUCCAAUUUCUCUGCGUCAAACCAGAAAGCUUGAGAAGAGAGUACACAAGCAAGAAAUCUAACCUGAUUGGCACUAAUUUAGCACUUGCGCUGUUAGACGAGCUUAUUUUUUUGUUGAACUUGUGUCUUAAAUCGAAUGCAUGGGACAAAAAAUCUGCGCCCGGUGUUAUUGAGGUUUUACACACUUUCGAAAAAGUUUUAGAAAAAUUUGCCGAAGCCCUCGAACACUUUAGAUUAGAGGUGACAAGUGACGAAACCAAUACAACCAACAGAACCACACAUCUUCGGCUUCUUUCCAGCUGCUGCAAUCUAAUAAUCCGCCUGAUACCUUUAAACGUCGCCGAUUUUAUCUUACCGAAACAAAUGAAGAACGCUUUAUCUAACUGCUUACUUGACGUUUCAUUGGCACGUCUCUAUCCGAACAUCCACGAAAACAUCCUCCAGUUUGUAAAGGAAUUUGGAGGACGAUUUGAAACCGACUCAGUCGCCAAGUACAAGGAGGUCAAUCAAGUGUGCCAAUCGAUAAGCAGCGUGGUCAAACUCCUCCGUACCUCGGAUUCCUUGCCAGUUUUAAAUGCGAUGGAGUUAGCAAACGAUGCCGUGCUAAGCUUAGGAUUUCAUAAGAACUCGUCAUUUAUUAAUCUAGUAAUAAAUUUAUGUGCUAACAAACUACCGGCAACUAAAAAAGAAGAAUGCUUCCAAGUUGCGGAAAGUGUUUUACUUAAGUUGUUGGCGCACAACCACAUGGAAUUACGUCAAGAGACCUAUAGACAGUGUGAAAGUCGAAUUAUAGCAACCAUCGGGCCAAAAUUCAAUGCGACCGGUGCUGGGGCGCCGGGGUCGCAAAUAUUAUUCCUCCUGCGAGCACCCAUACUACUAGAAAUUAGUCUUUAUGGGCUUACCAGUGAGAAUAAGGAGAUACAAAAGUAUGCCGAUAAUAUUCUGGUCCAUAUAUUAAAAUGCCAAAUACUUGUCACAGAGAGUAUAUGGAAUAAAGUGAUCGAUGCCAUUCUGCCCGUUCUGCCAAUUUUAAUUUGUCAUGCGACAAAAAUGACUGUACUAGGCCGUUCCAUUGUGGGAAUACUAGAUCCGGACACGGCGAAAACGUUUCUAAUCCCUCCCCUAGAGGUGUUAAAAAGCAACUUAUGUCUGCUGUUUGUGGGCGAUAGUUUAGCAAGGGAAGAAGCUGUAAGUCGUUUAUGCUGGUUAUUGACAACUCAGACAAAUUCCCGCAAUUUACUUCCUCGAAUGAAUAGUCUCAGAGAUAAGGCUUUGAGUAAAGCUUGUCACGUGCAGCGAGUGGCUGAUAUCAAUAGAGAAAGACCAGCACAACACUUUUAUCAGGUAAUAAAACUGGGAAUUAUACAUUACAAAAAAAAGGCAUCUGGUUCAGAAGGAACUUCAGAAUGUGACAUUGUAAUAGGUCCUGAGUCAGGUGCCAGAGGAAUCUACAACAAACAAUUUGAUUAA